AAGAUUUAGAGGAGCACAUGGAAAGGCAAAGGGGAGGAGGGAAAGUCGAAACGGCGAGAAAGAAGCGGGCGAGGGGUGUGUGUGUCUCUGCGCGCGGCAGCCAGCAAGCGAGCUGUGGGAUGCGAUUCCCAUUUGCUGAUCCUUCGCCCGGUGCAACUGCGGCCGCGCCAAGGGCAGCUCGCGCCAGUAGCCCGCUGAGUGCAGGGUCCCGCCGGGUUCUAGGCUCCGCCUGCGCCGGGUUCUAGGCGCCGCGCUGCGCUCCAGAGCCGAGACUUUCCGCGCACGGCGGGUUCUUCUCGGUCUGCAGACUCCCGCGUUCUUCCCAAGCAGGGGACACGAUGGGCGGCCGCUGCUUGCGCGCUCCGCUGCUGCUGCUGCUUUUCCUGCUGGGCGCUCUCUCUCCGGCUGCCGCCAACCUCGACGAUCCGGACGAGGACGACGACCUGGUGGCGUCCUUCGCCUUCGAGGAGGAGAGCCAGGCCGACUUUGGGAAAUACCGGAGCGGGUCCGCCGCUUUCCAUCGGAGCAAUAAGGACUUGUGGCGCCUGCCAGGGCAAUACAUUGUGGUGCUGAAGGAGGAAACCCACAAAUCUCAGACGUCAAGGACCGCCAAGCGCCUGCAGGCUAGAGCAGCCAGGCAUGGCUACUUGACGAAAAUCCUGCAUCUCUUUGAGGACCUGUUCCAGGGCUUUCUCGUGAAGAUGAGCAGCGACGUGCUGCACAUGGCUUUGAGACUACCACAUGUGGAUUAUAUAGAAGAGGACUCAUAUGUGUUUGCUCAGAGCAUUCCCUGGAACCUUGGCCGGAUUGUCCCUGUGCAAGACGGAUCUACUGAAUAUAAUCCUCCCAACAGAGGAGACCUGGUUGAAGUUUAUCUGCUGGAUACUGGGGUCCAGAGCAACCACCGAGAGAUCGAGGGCAGAGUGUUCAUGACCGAAUUUGAGAACGUCCCAGAAGAAGACGGCACUCGCUUCCACCGACAGGCCAGCAAGUGUGACAGCCACGGGACCCACAUGGCUGGCGUUGUGAGUGGGAGGGAUGCCGGCAUCGCCAAAGGAGCCAGCGUGAGCAGCCUCCGAGUGCUCAACUGCCAGGGGAAGGGCACUGUGAGUGGCACUCUGAUGGGAUUGGAGUUCAUUAAGAAGACCCUGGAUGUCCAGCCCUACAGCCCUCUGGUUGUCUUGCUUCCCUUGGCUGGUGGUUAUAGCCACAUCCUGAACACGGCCUGUCGCCUGAUGGUCCGGAUGGGGGUGGUGAUAAUUGCUGCAGCGGGCAACUACAAGGAAGACGCUUGCUUGUAUUCACCGGCAUCAGAACCAGAGGUUAUCACAGUGGGGGCCACCAAUGUUCAGGACCAGCCUGCUUCCAUGGGCUCCUUGGGGACCAACUUUGGCCGUUGUGUGGACGUUUUCGCCCCCGGAGACGAUAUCAUCGGUGCCUCCAGCGACUGCACCACUUGCUUCACGUCACAGAGUGGGACGUCCCAAGCAGCUGCGCACGUGGCAGGAAUUGCAGCCAUGAUUCUGAACUCCAACCCUGACCUGUCCAUCACCGAGUUGAGGCAGAAGCUGAUCCACUUCUCCAGCAAAAACCUCAUCAAUGAGGCUUGGUUUCCAGAAGACCAGAGGUUACUAACUCCAAACAGGGUAGCUGGGCUUCCCUCUAAACUGGUAGCAGAUGAGCAGCUGUACUGUCGUUCCGUGUGGUCUCCCCCGUCGGGGUCAACCAGCAAGUCGAUAGCUGCUGCCCGCUGCAACAGCAAUGAAGAAAUGUUCAGCUGCUCAAGCUUAUCGAAGAAUGGCAAGCGGCGAGGCGAGCGCAUGGAGGAUAACGGAGGCAAGAAGGAGUGUGUGGCUCAUAAUCGAUUUGGGGGCCAAGGCGUCUAUGCCAUUGCCAGGUGCUGCAUUUGGCCCAAAGCAGACUGCCAGGUUCAUGGCCACUCGCAGACUGCAGAGGGCGCAGCACUGCAGAGUGUCAGCUGCACCAAGGACGGCCAUGUUUUGACAGGUUGCAGCUCUCAUUCUCUGGCUGGAGAUUUCAGUGACAGCAUCAGACCUGAACUGGGGACAGAAAGCCAUCGUGACCAGUGUGUCGGCCAGGCAGGUGCAACCGUGCAUGCUUCCUGCUGCCAUGCGCCCAGCCUAGAGUGCAAGGUGCAGGAAUACUCUUCUCUGGAGUACACACCAAAGGUGAUGGUGACUUGCGAUGAUGGUUGGACUUUGACAGGAUGCAGUGCCCAGUCCCAUGGCCCCAACACACUUGGGGCGUAUUCUGUGGACAACACGUGCGUCGUCCUGAGCAGCCCAAGGGGCAAAGGAACAGCAGCUCUGGCCAUCUGCUGCAGAAAGAGACUCUUGGAAGAUAAGCAUGGUUCCAAUUAUAAGUGACAGGCCUAUUCCCACCCACCCUUUACUAUCUAUCCCUGGAACUACUGUGUUAAGACCACACCCCCAUAACAUCACCCUGGUGAAGAAGUUAUUCUUCCAGGUGGGACUCUAGAAAGCGUUUGGGGUGGCCUCAGCAGAAUGCUCCCAGUGUAUCAGUUUGCCAAUAGUACCACCAUCUUCACUAUGGGGAGAUGGUUCUAGUGAUGCCCUCUCAGCAAUACCAAUUGAGAUGCAUCCACAGAAUGAUGUUGACAGUAGCUUAGUCAAUACUUCCCCUAUCUGCCUUUUAUAUGUAUGGCCAGCCACUUCCAGCCCUUUAGGAUGUAUGACAGCAUCGGCUCCUUCCAAGUUUCUUCUUGUCCCAAAACUGCAGGGUAGGCCAACCAUACUCCUUAUUGAUGUGAACCACCCAGAGAGGUUUCCUGAAAACAGCAUGGAUUGGGCAGUGCUCUGAGCUCAAAGUGAUAUUAAUGCACAUACAUGCGUUCACUUAACGUGUUUGACUUCUAUGGUUUUUGAAGAACUGUUCAGUGUUUGUUCAAAAGCUGGGGAUAAAGAAGAAUGGGAGCUUUGGAGAGGACAUGUUUUUGUGGGACCUCAACCCCUUCAUGGUGUCUGAGGUAUAACCAGCAACUCCCCUUUUGCAGGAAUUAGCAGCUUCUGAACUAUAAAUGUUGAGUAUCCCCCCUAAGACUUUUAACCUGGUAUCUAAAGCAGGAUUUUGGAUGGAUAUAUUCAACUAAGUAACUGCAUGAGAGCAUAUGCAGUGGGACUGCCCCCCCUUCAUAUGUGCCCUGUGGUGCCCCCAAAUCUACUGCAGAGGGUUGAGGGAACUCUCAGAAGAGAUAUAGGGUGCGUGGGGGGGGGGAAGGCCCCAUUAUGCAAAUGGAAGCUGUUCCACUCGUGCAACAAGUUUCCUACGACUCCAUGUUGUGCAUUGUAUGCUCAGCUUCUCCCCCUCGAAGGGGUCAUUCCAUUUUUUUUUUAAAACCAUUUACUAUGUUAAAGUAGCAUUGUGCCUAUCAGGCCAGUCUUGUUGUUUUGUAAACGUUUUGUUUUCCCCUUCUCUCCCCAGCAAACCAUGGUUAACAAGGUUGCCUGUCCAAGACAGAGUAGGAAAAUAAGGUUAGUCCAGAAGACCCUUUACUGGGAUUCUUAAGCCAUAACCUUUUACAGGAGGGAAGGGGAGCCCGUGGACCUCCAGUUGUUGCUGGACCUACAACCCCCAUCUUUCCUGACCACUGGCCAUGCAACUGGGGAGAUUUGGGAGGUCCACAUGCCCCCCCCCCUGCCUAAGCACAGAGAAAAAGUUCCAGUGCCUAAAGAUUCUCUCCUGUGUUACGGCUGAGGGAUCUCAGUAUCUUGCUGUAGUUUAGCAAAGAUUGGGGGAGUCGUCAUGCCAUGGAGGUGCAGCACUCAGCUCAUACAAACACACCCCUGCGUUCCUUCAAUAUUUUGAGUUCUAAAGUGCCUUACAGACCCCAUUUGCAAUAAUUAAAAGAGCCUUGCAAAUUUAAAACCCUCCUCCCUGAAAAAGGGGAGUGGUCAGAAUGGCUUCUGAUGCUGCUUUCUAACCUACAAAUGCCCCAUCUACUAGGGCUGUUUACUGUGGUUCCAUCUUCAGGCGGUCAUAUUUAAUUGGCCACUGUUGCCCCUACC
Molecule: messenger RNA, 4046 nt
Organism: Zootoca vivipara (common lizard)
Lineage: Eukaryota; Metazoa; Chordata; Lepidosauria; Squamata; Lacertidae
Gene: PCSK9
Product: proprotein convertase subtilisin/kexin type 9
Biological process (GO): proteolysis
Molecular function (GO): serine-type endopeptidase activity
Source: RefSeq, a predicted model, not a curated record